This is a messenger RNA of Nilaparvata lugens (brown planthopper), 8723 nucleotides long. RefSeq lists its product as uncharacterized. Gene Ontology annotation, biological process: protein folding in endoplasmic reticulum. The record is from RefSeq and is a predicted model, not a curated record. Bases 399 to 4850 code for a protein of 1483 amino acids. The transcript is spliced from 25 exons. Lineage: Eukaryota; Metazoa; Arthropoda; Insecta; Hemiptera; Delphacidae. Gene Ontology annotation, cellular component: endoplasmic reticulum; cytoskeleton. Gene Ontology annotation, molecular function: protein-disulfide reductase activity; thiol oxidase activity; FAD binding.
UUCAAAAGAAACAGAUUGAAAUAAAUUGAACACCCGUUCCAUUAGGGAUAUUCAACAGUGAAAAUGACAUCAAAACAAACUCCAGUCAUCAAGUGAAAAUACGUCGUUGAAGACAAUACAUACCAUCAUUCACAUGUGGUUAGUGAACCUUUAUUGAUUAUAGAAAAUCCUACAGUGUGAAUCAACCUAUUUCGGUUUCACAAACAUGUAAUUUUGAAGAGAAACCUAUUUGAUUUUAUAUCAAACUAAUAAAUUAUGAUUAAUUGAAGAGAAAGGAGAAGUUCAAAAUGGAAUCCAGUGAAUAGAUGAACGAAAACUUGAGUGAUAAUAUUAGUGUUUGAUUUAUUGGGGGAUCUAAUCCUCAGUUUUUGUGUUGAGUGAGUGAGUGAUCCGUUCAUAUGGUUCAGCAAGGAAAUAUGGCGGCGAUGGAGGACUCCUCUGUAGAACUGCUCAUCAGCAAGCUGUCGGAGCUGGAGCUGCGAGUGGUUCAGGCGGAGUCCAGGGCAGAAGAGGCAGAAUGCAAGGUUCGGAUUAUGGAGCAGCAGCUGGGGCAAGCGGGUGGUGGGGUGCCGGGGGAGGGGGGUGACCCCCACAACGCCAUUUCCACACUGGCUAGCCAGGUCGAAGAACAGCGGCAGUUGCGACUGCAAGAUGCCAAGCAGGUAGAAGCGAAAGCAGCGCGCAUCAAGGAAUGGGUGACCAACAAGCUGCGCGAACUGGAAGCGCAAAACCAGCAUUUGCGCGAGCAGAACCACAAGUGCAACCAACAGCUGGAGCUACUGCGCAGACACAUGGCGCAGCUUAGUGCCGAACGCAGUGUGGCCAACCUCAGCACGGCUGCCAACCAGGCCAGUGUUGCCAACUUGAGCGCCAGUGAGCCACGACCCAGUUCAUUGCUCAGGGCUAACAGCACUGGAUCUACUAGAGGCUUGCUAGAAGUGGAACCGGUGUACGCCGAGGUGGACCGGCGCAACGGUGGUGCCAGCGCCCAGAACGGAGGCAAUGGUGGCGAGCCGCCGAAGAGCUGCACCGGCGCCACCGGUUCAACAGUGCUGGGACACCGGCGCCAUCUGUCGGCGUGUGCCGGAACUAUGACCAGUCCGUCGCAGCAGCUGAGCGAAGACCUGCAGGCCGCAGUUGAUGGGUUGGCUCUGUUGCCCGUUCAUAUCCGACCCAAGUCCGAUUGUGUGGAGACUGACUCCUGGCAUGACUACGCCGAGAUCUACACGCCGAGUCGCGAGAAGAACGCGCCCAACUGGGAGGUGCUACCCCCGAAACCACCGACACCCCCGCUGCACAGGUUCCCCUCGUGGGAGUCCCGCAUCUACCAGGUGGCCAAUGAGGGUCUGGCCACAUCCACCCUGCAGACAGACUCCACCAACAACAACCACAACCCUCCAUCACAGGGCUACUGCGACAUCAGUGUGCCCGUCUAUGCUACUGUCAAGGGGAGGGCAAGUCAGAUCCGAUCGAUGCCUUUCACUGAAGACUCGUCGGAUGACUCAUCGGACGGCGAGGCCGAACAUACCAGCAAUGCCAUGAACCACAGCGGCACACGUGCUACAAACAGCAGUAGCGACAAUACCGACACAUCAUUCGAGUCCGGUAUGUCGGACGACUACGCGAUUCCGCCGGACGCCGUGUCGUGCGAGUCGAUCGAGUGGUCGAUGGUGCUGCGACAGACGGAGAGUCCGAGUCGCGUGCCGCGCAUCAACGAGUCGCUCGAGAAGAGCGGUCACCUCGCCAAGCUCGGCGGCAAGCUCAAGACUUGGAGGCGGAGGUGGUUUCUGCUCAGCAAUGCCAAGCUGCGCUACUGGAAGUCACAGAACGAUAUGAAUAGAAAGCCUCAAGGUGAAAUCUCAAUAGACGAGCAAUGCAGAAUAGUGAGGGCUGAUGGAGCCGCUACUUUCGAAAUAGCAACUGGAAAAAAGACUUAUUACCUGACUGCCGAUUCCAUAUCUGCCAUGGAAGACUGGGUUAGAGUUUUACAGAAUGUACAAAGAAGAAAUGCAACCAAACUAUUACUUAGCAAAGAACACAAUAAACCCACGCUUCAAGGCUGGCUCACCAAAGUUCGUAAUGGACAUGCGAAAAAGUGUUGGUGUGUUCUGCUCGGAAAAAUGUUCCUAUACUUCAAGACGCCUUCAGAUAAUUUCAACCCCACGCUGGCCACCGCAGGAGACGAGAGGACUCUACAGAGGGACCGAGAUCUCGCCACCUUCAGGAGGAUUCCUGCUGUCCUUAUAUCAUCCGAAGGAGAAGACGACACCGACGCCGACGCCGACGCUGACGACAACCGGAACAUCGCCCACCAACCUCAAUCGACUGAUCUCGAGAAUAACAAUGAUCUCGAUGACCCCGACGAAUUUGACAUGGACGAACUGCUUAGAUUUAACACUAACACAGACAUUCCCUCAGUAGACACCGUCACACUUGACGAUUUUCUUCAACAUGUAGAAAAGAACAGCCUAGGCCUGUUGACACAGAGGGCCGAAUGGGGCCACAAUUUGGCCGAGUUCGAGAAGCGGUUCGGGCCUGCGCAGACGGGCAAUGAGGGCCCUCAGUGGCUGCGCAACCUCUACUUCGUCUACCUGCUGGAACUGCGUGCACUUGCCAAGGCGGCGCCCUACCUCGAGCGAGAGCAGUACUACACUGGCAACGCCGAACAGGACUCGGACACCAGGCUUGCCAUCAACGACUUGUUGUCUGUUGUCAAAUCCUUCCCGGAUCAUUUCAACGAGAGCUCAAUGUUCUCCGGUGGCGAGCAGGCUCGCAAACUGAAGGAAGAGUUUCGUAUGCAUUUCCGAAACAUAUCGCAGAUAAUGGACUGUGUGGGUUGCGACAAGUGUAAACUGUGGGGAAAACUUCAGAUUCAAGGCUUGGGAACGGCUUUGAAAAUCUUGUUUUCCGGAAAGUUUGACAAACUGACUGACUCGUGGCUGUAUCACCUGACCGUGGUGUCCGGCGCUGGUGGCCUAGUGGUGGGCACCCAAUAUGAGCAGCUGGUGCAGAAGCUGAUGGAGUCGGAUGGUGACCCCGGCUGUGUGCUGUGGCGACACCCCCACCUCCUACACACCAAGGACACCAUCAGUGCACCACUCACCACGCUCUCAUCAGAGAGUCUACAGGCUGAGGCUAUCAAGCUGUUCAAGUGUUGCCAGCUGUUCAUCUCGGUGGCAGUGGAGUCGGCUGGCAUCGACUAUCACGUGGUGCUGGCGCAGAACGCUCUGCAACAGUGUCUCGACCAAUGGGAGUUGCAGGCAGAACUGCUCUGCGCAUUGGUCAAGCAGACCUCGCGCCACACACAGUCCAAGCUCGGCGUCCAGCAACUGCUUCUGUGCGCCACGCAGUCGCUGUUCGCAUGCGACGCUGCAGCAGCCGGCUCGCCAACGGUGGGCGUGGCUCCUCCCACCACAGGGGGCGGGGCCAGUGGCGGUGGAGGUGGAGGAGGAGGCGUGGCCAGCAGCCUGCUCGACCACUGCAAGGCCAAUCCGCCACAGUUUGCCUUCUUCCAGGGCUGGCAGCUGCUUGCAUUGGCUGUCUCGCUCUUUGUGCCCAAAAACAACAAGCUGCUCUGGUAUCUCAAGCUGCAUCUGCAGAGGAACUCUGAUUCUAAGUCUGAUUGUGGCAAGUACGCUGCAUACUGUGAGAGGGCCCUUGAGAGGACGAUUCAAAAUGGCGGCAGGGAAGUAAAACCGUCACGAAUGGAAGUGCUUUCAAUACUGCUCAAAAACCCCUAUCACCACUCUCUACCUCAUUCUAUACCAGUGCACCUUCUCAACGGCACUUAUCAGGUUGUUGGAUUCGACGGAUCGACAACAAUUGAGGAAUUUCUGUCGACUCUGAACCAGGAGAUUGGCUGCCGAGAGUCGGCCAGCUCAGGCUUCAUGCUGUUCAGUGACGAUCCCAUUGAAAAGGAUCUUGAACACUACAUUGAACCGGCUGCCAAACUGUGCGACGUGAUCUCGAAAUGGGAGACGGCGCUGCGUGAGAAGGGCUCGGGCAAGUUCGAGAACACACGCGUGAUCCAGCUGAUCUACAAGAACCGGUUGUACUGGCGACACGCGGCCAAGAUGGAGACGGACCGCGAACGGCUGCUGCUCUGCUAUCAGGUCAACCAACAGGUCGUCAAUGGACGAUUCCCUGUCAACCGCGACCUCGCGCUGGAGUUGACCGCCCUUAUGGCUCAGAUUGACUUUGGCGACUACAACGUGGAGAAGGGAAGAGGUAGCGGCGGAUCGUCGAGGGAUUUGCAAGUGCUUCAGGCUCUUGAUAAGUUUUAUCCUUAUCGCUAUCGGGAUAAUCUCGCACCUGACACUCUCAAAGAGUUGAAAGCCGGUCUACAAGAGAAGUGGAUCUCACUUAAGGGACGCAGUCCUCUUGACUGCGUGCGCAUCUACCUCACCUGCACUCGCAAGUGGCCGUUUUUCGGCGCGUCUCUAUUUCAGGCCAAGUGGAAACAAGCGGGCAGCGAGGGUUCAGGCAGCGUGGUAUGGAUGGCGGUGGGGGAGGACAGUGUGACCCUCCUGGAGCUGGGGGGGAUGCAACCCCUGGCCCGCCACCCCUAUUCGUCGGUGCUGACCUUUGGAGGCUGCCAGGAUGACCUCAUGCUAGUGGUCAGUGCCAACGAGGGUCUCGGGUCGCAGAAACUGCUCUUCUCGCUUAGCAAACCAAAGAUUCUGGAGGUAACCCUUCUGAUAGCGGACUACAUGAACGCUCUGGGUCGCGGAGGCACGCCAUUGGCUGGCACUCUGACACGCACAGCCCAACCUGACAUCCUCAAGGCCACGCCCGAUCAACACCAACAGCUGACUCGCUCUGACUCCAAGAAACGCACCGAAUCCUCAUGACACUAACCUAACCUCAACCUUACCUAACCUCAAACCUUCACUUGUUGAUGAUGUUAGACCACGCCCACCUCCGAACAUGCACAAUAAAUAUAAGCUACUAGAUGAUUAACUGUAAAACAAAGUACAGCUCGUGAUAUGAAUAAUGAAUCAAUAAUUAAUAAAUCGAUAAUGCUGCUAUAUAUAAAUCAAACCAAAGAUCCAGGUCGUAUGUUUCUGUUAACUUUUAGAUAGAUAGUACCGUAUUAAUGAAGUAACGAAAUUGUGUAAUAAGUUAAUCCAAUUUUAACUCUUAAGGUGAGAUAAUCUAUAGGACUAAUAUGAAAAGUAUACUUUUUUACUAUAUUAGUUAUAGAUUUAUUAGAGAUAAUAUUCAGUUAAUUGUUUAUUUAUUGUUUUUCGUUUAGUAUAACUUACCGUAACGUUGAGUGUGAAAUAAUGUGUGAUGCAGCUUUCAAGAUGCAAGAUUGUCCUUAAAAGGAUUUUUUUUCUAUGUGGAAUUUUUAUAUAUUUAUUUUAAUGAGUAGUAGGCUAAUAAAUGUCUGGUAUAAUUCAAUAGCGCAUUAUACUAAAUUAAUACACACAGUGACAUGAAAACAGGACAUCCUUAUAUUAGUUGGUAUUAUGAUUUUACUUUUCAAUCUAUUGGCUCUUCUCGAAAUGCCUGUAUGAAUCAGAUUUGCAAGAUUAAUGGUCGCUUUCUCUAAAAACGUUACACUCAGAUUCUAGUUUAAACAAUCAGCUGACUCAGUUGAAACAUAUUAUAAUAGAUGCAACCAUACAUCAAUCAAACGGGUUUAAAAUAGUCAAACCAACUUUGGAGAAAGCGACUCUAAACAGGAUAAAUUUAAGCUAUGUUUCACCUUAGAUUAUCCAAAAUGUCCUUAUAAUAUGCAGCAAAAUUCUUUAUUUUCAAUGACUUUUCUAUAGUUCCUCGCAAUUGUCGAUACAUUAGCUACAAACUGUUCAUUUUUUGAAAGGUGAAGUGAACUUCGUUCAGUGAGUUUUCCUGAAUGAUGAAUUCUCAUACUGGUAACACUACAAGAAUUGAUGAGUUUUCUCCAAUCAUUUCUUAGCUUUGAGAAAGAGGUGUAAUUUUAGGUAUGCUGUUUUCCAAACAAUCAGAAUAAUUACUUCUUCAUUAUAUAUAGCCUACAUUUGAUAUUAAAUCAAUGGUUAAAUUUAAGCUUACUAUAUUAAGGCUUUCCCACGCACAAUGAUACCCCAAUAAGACGAUUUUUAGCGUAAGUCAUCAUGCAAGUAGAUAAAUAAAUUGAUACCUCACUACAAAACUGGAUCACAUGUUGUUCAUUUUAACAAGUUAUUCUAUAGAGUUGAAAGCCACAUUAAACUCAGGUUUAGUUUAAUAGAAGAAUAAUGAUCGUAAAUUCAUAGAAUCCAAAAUUUGUAUAUUUUUACAGAGGUUUCAUUCUCUGAAUUAUUGUAAUAGAAAGUAAUCUUUUAUUUCUAUUAGUAUUGUUUUAUUUGAUGGCUGCCUUUGAAAAUUUAAAAUAUAAUGAUCGCUUGAGUGAAUCAAUAUAAUAAAACUGAACAAAUGUAAUUAUAUUAUAAGUAUAUGACUGAAAAAUAAUAAUGAUCAAAUGUGGCUAAAGAUAUAAAAUGGAAAUGUGUGAAUCUGAAAUUGAUAUAAUUGUUAAUUAAAUCAGUUCUAUUAGGUUGUAUUUCUUGGGUUGUAAUUUUUCUGUUAGUGAAUUUCUUUUAAUUUUCUAGUUAUCCACACAUUUUGAUAAUACCUACUGGUAAUACAUUUUUACUGUAUCACUACCGUAGCUAAAAAAUAUAACAAUAUCUUAUCUAAAACAUUAGGAUUAUUUCUUGAAGACGUUCGAUUGGCAAUAAAAGAUGGGAGACUUUUUCAGUUGAUUAUAAAAUAGAAUUUUACCCAAUUUUUUAAUUUGUCGCUCAAUUAAACAUUUUGUCCCACUUUUAAAUUACUGUUUAUACCUGAUGUGAACCUCAUAAUAUGAAGAGAAAGUAAUGAAAAUAAUUCAAAGUAAAUAUUUUAGAAUUGCAACUGAAAGUUCCAAUCCUUUGGUAAUAAGUAAUAUUAUAAUUUUGAUCGAUGUAAUUUUCAUUUUUUGUCGUUGAUUAUUCUUCAUAAUGAAGUAAUGAACAUGCCAAUAAUCUUGCCUAAUAUGAAGAAAUUAAUAGAUGAAGUAGCUAAUUACCUAUAAUCGAAAAAAUUGAGCUUAAUACCGCAGCUAAAUCAAUGUUACUACCAAUUGUAUGAAAGCCAUUAUGUGAGUUUUUGUGACUUGAUACAGUUUUUAAUACCUACCACUUCCCUCCAUAAUAAUAAAUUAGAAGCUUAUAAGUUAUACGACUUAACUCAUAAUUUGUUAUUUCCUUCUAUAGAAAUAUUAUAAGUUUACAAACUUUAAAUAAUGAAACAGACUUAAAAUCAACUUCAAAUACUAUACGUCCAAUACAGGGAUUAUAAUAACAUCACACUUUUUAAUGAUCUCUUCCUGACGCCCAACUAGUAUUUCUAUCAUAACUUGACAACUAUAGUGAGGUCCACGUUAUAAUGACAGUAUUUGAUCAACUUUGGUUUUGCUAUUCUUGUCUAUCAUUCGACAAAGCCGGUGGUACUAUCCUUUUCUAGGUCCAGAACGAUGCCAAUUAUUUUUUUGACAGUGUAGAAAUAUAAUUAAUUAAUGCAGAGAAUCGGCAUCGCUAUUCUCCUAUCUUUAUCCAGUGCCAUUAUAACGUGGACCUCACUAUAGAAACAUUAUUUUCUUCUUCUGAUUGUUACUUUCCAUCCUUUUCCUUAUUUCUUACCAACAAAAACCACCCCUAUCCUUAAUAAUAUUAUAAAUUUUUGUAUUAGUAUGUAUUAUAAUUGUCUACUAUAGGCAGUUGAUCGGCCUGUACGUGGUUUGAUAUAGAUAUUUUUCGUAUAGUAAAUAGUAAUCAUAUUCAAUAUAAGUAUUUGCUCGUUGACGAAAGCAUUAAAUGUAUACACUGUGUUAUAGUAAAAUUGAUAGAAGAUUAUUGUAAUUUUUUAUAACAAAGAAAUAUUAUUUAUAGAGAAUGUAAAUUAUGUACAUAUAAUAAUUAUGUUUGCGAAGUUUUGUAUGUUUGUUCGUUUGUUACACUAAUUACAAAUUCACUCUGAUGAUAAUAGUAUAUAGUUCUCCGAUAGAAAUUAAAAUAUUGUAUUUGUUGGGAACUCUUAAAACAAUUUCGAUGUAGGAUAAUAUGUUACCCGUAUUAUGUUUCAAAAACUGAAGAUCUUAACUUGAAUUAUAACAAUUAGUUGGAGAUAAUUAUGAAACGAACUUGAAUAAUAACUGACUUGAACUUUUUAUAUUCAUAAUUUUGUCAUUUUUAACACGAUAAGUGUGGAACUUAUUAUAAUGUAGCCUAAUUAUUUGUUUAUUAACGUACGGUACUUUACUUAUAUUAAUAAAACUUUGAUUAACAAUAAAGCAGUUUAUGACAUGGGUAACAAUUGAAACCAUCUGGAAUUCUUAAAAUCAUUUGCAUACUCAACUGUACUUAAGGUAUUAAAUUUUAUUCAAAAUCAAAUAUUUGAACUACCCUAUCCAAUAUUUUUAAUAUUGUAAUCAUGUUAAAUAAUUAAUUUUCGUGCUGCGUGCUUGUAUAUCCUGCGCGUACUAAUGUUAAAAAUUAUAAACUCAAAUUUAUUGAUUUUUGUUGAUACUUUUAUGAUAUUUCUAAAAUGAACUUACAAGAUUACAAUUCAAUUAGAAAGAAUGGUGCAUUAAACCAUAAGUAAUCGACUUGAAAGAAUUGUUUUAAUGAUACUGGAAAAAAUGAUUAUUCAUAUAAUAAUUUUUUUGUAACAAUCGCUAAUGAUUUUGGUGAAUAGACGAACUACUUAGUUUGAAA